UAGAGUACAGUCUACAGAUCGUUAGACGUGCAUGCAGACAGGUCUUGAAAGAGAUAAUCAUUCUUGAUUCUGAGGAGACGUGAAACAGAAUUUGACAGGAUGCGGAUAGCCAUAGAGGGAUGUGGUCAUGGAGAGCUUGAUAAAAUAUAUGAAACGAUAGCAUUCGCAGAGCAGAAAGAAGGCUUCAAGGUGGAUCUGGUCUUGUGCUGUGGUGACUUUCAGUCUGUUCGCAAUGAAGCUGACAUGGAAUGCAUGGCCGUCCCCAAGAAAUAUCGCCAGAUGAACACUUUCUACAAGUAUUACUCUGGUGAGAAGAAGGUUCCAAUCCUGACCAUUUUCAUCGGAGGGAACCACGAGGCCUCCAACUAUCUUGCUGAACUGCCUUAUGGAGGAUGGGUGUGUCCUGGGAUCUACUAUUUAGGCUAUGCCAGUAUUGUGAACUAUGGUGGGAUAAGAAUCGGAGGACUAUCCGGUAUCUACAAGAAGCAUGACUACAGGAAGGGCCACUAUGAGAGACCACCCUACUCCAAUGACGAUAUGAGAAGUGCAUACCAUGUCAGAAACCUGGAAGUUUACAGAUUAAAACAGAUUCAACAGCCCAUUGACAUUAUGAUGUCACAUGACUGGCCUACAGGCAUCUAUCACCACGGCGACAGGGAUGAACUUUUCCGCAAGAAGAGUUUCUUUGAAAGGGAAGCCAUGAGCAACACGUUAGGUAGUCCACCUGCGGAAGAGCUGCUUCAUGAACUCAAACCAGACUAUUGGUUCUCAGCCCAUCUCCAUGUCAAGUUCUCUGCUCUGGUCGAACACAAGAGUGAUGAUGGCAAUGUCCAGAAGACCACCAAGUUUCUUGCUAUAGACAAGUGCCUCCCUGGCAAGGAUUUCCUGCAGAUUCUUGAAUUCCCAGAAAAAUCUGAGAGGCCAUUUGAGCUGAGCUAUGAUACUGAGUGGCUGGCUGUCCUGCAAGCAACGAAUCAUCUAUUGAGUACUUCCAGGGAUAUUGUUCAUAUGCCCAGCAAAGGCUACUGCUCAAAGUGGAAAUACAAUGUAAACAUGAAUCAGCUUGCAGCAGUGAGGACUGCUUUUGGAGAUGAUCUCAAAAUCCCUGACUCCUUUGAUCAGACAGUGAGGGUGUACGACCCCAACAAUAUAGAGAGGAACUCAAAGCAACCCAGUCUCAUGAUCAACCCUCAGACCACAGCGCUGUGUUCCAGACUUCAAGUUAUAGACCCUUGCGUGAUCCUGAUGGGCGGGUCGUCUGAGCCAGGUGAACAUGCUGGGCCGGUGCUGCCACCUGAGGAGGAAACCCACUCGGACGACGGCAACGAUGCGGAUGACGAUACCUCCGAGUCAUCCAGGAUUCUCUUUGAGAGUUUCAUUGACUCUGAAGCAGGGGCGAGUUUCUUGGACCUGUCUGUGAAUGACUCGAGAUUGAGCAAUAAUUCAUCCAGGAUGUCUGUCGACCCAGAGUCCGGUCUAAACCCAGAGGAGAUCUGUCUCAGUGAUGAGAAUGAGGAUGGUGGUGGUGGUAAGAAGAAGGAACAGGAUAACAGCGAUGGAAAGAUUGUGUUAGGAGGAAAAGUUGCAGUUCAAUCUCCAUCGAAUCAAGACUUCCCUCCUUCUCCCAUCAAGAGGACUUCACUUUCUCUCCCGAUCAUCACCAAAACUCCAAGCAUUCCAUCCCCUUCAUCUGGUCUCGACAACAGCAUCCUGCCUGCUAAAGACGAGCUGGCAAACAAACUUCUCUUCGAUGAACUUGAUGAAGAGGCCAAGGAUCGUCUCUCGGGUGUAGACGGUGAGGUUCCUUCAUUCGAGUCUAGCACACCAAGACACGGUCAAAUCAAAAGAAGGAAUUUAGAGGUGUACACGUCUUCCUCGCGCGAUGCCUCUGACGAGGCGAGCAUCUCGGACGAAAACGACCGAAGUGGCGUCUUGAGCGAUGAUGCAAGACCAGAUGUUAUAACCGUCAAAGGGGGGAGCGGGUCAAAGAAAUUCAAAAGGAGAAAUGUUGCCAUAUACACAUCCAAUGAGGAUGACUGAUUUGAAGGCCAACUUUGCCAAAUUGCAAUCUACUAUUUUGUACAAUUCGCCAUCAGUAAUGGUAGUUUCAUUUUGUGUAGGUAUGUUGAACAAUCACUUCCUUGGAACCAACAAUCUGCACAAUUGAUUCUAAUGUCAUUUGAUACUGGUGCUUUUAGAUAUUCCUCAAUUCUUUUUUAGUACAUUUUAAGAUGUAAAUAUCAAUUGUAAAUACAUUUUUUAAAUAUGUGUAUAAUGUGAAAUAAUAGGAGGAAAAUGUUUAUUUGACUUCUACAUUUUUAUCCUUUCAGGAGGAAAGCAGUUUUAAGAAUUUCAACCAAGCAAAGAUUAACUUGAAGAAGGAGCAAAAAAAAAUCACAAAUACAGAACAGGAUAUAUGCAAGAUUUGAAACCUGGAACCACAUGCAAUUUUGAACAAAAUGCAGCUGUCGAGUGAAUAGUUCGUAAUCUAUUUUCAGUGGAUACUAACAUGAAAAUUCAUGAAAAGUAGCCCCUGUCCAUUAGUUUUGAACGAGUACUCAUUGCAUGAACCUGACAUUGAACUAGACAUUUUAAAGGCAGUACUCUGGAAAAUGGACAAACCUGUUGCUUUGCUUUUUCAACUUUCAUACCCCCAAGGAGAACUAUUUCAAACAGCCCCACAUCACUGCAGCCAAAGUUGAACUGACUUUACCUUUUAGACAGUACUGAUUUUCCCCUUCUUCAGAAUAUGCAUAGCCCACCUUUGUUUUUUAAACGCUUGUUUUUAGCUUUUCUUGAAUAUGUCGGUUUAAGAAAAUAGCUAAUUGAUUUUCAAACUUGCAAUUUCAUGUUUUUAACAAGUAUUUAAUAUUUAUAACCUGGCUAAUUGUUUAGAGUUAUUAAUGAAAAAAAAUGUAGGGAGUUUCCAUGUGCAAUGCAUGACAGUUUGAUUACAGCGGUUACAGAAGUUCUAAGAAUCUGCUGCGAGAGAUGAAAAGCAUUCAGUCAUGGUCUUUGGAGAGGAAUUUAUGAUGAUGAAUAUUCCUUUGAAGUUGCUAGAGAAAAUGCACAUCAUUUGAAAUCUGUUGGUCGUAAAAGUGAUGUCUAUUUUCUGUGAUUGAUAUCAUCUCUUACUGGAUAAAUACCCAAAUGGUGUGAAAUUCUCGAAGAGAAUCAUGAUAAUGCAGAUUUAAGAUAAUAUAACAAAAGCAUAGAGUAAGUGAUUACAUGAGCAACUGUGUGCUUAUGACAUCAAUCCAUGUAUUUCAUC
Molecule: messenger RNA, 3271 nt
Organism: Strongylocentrotus purpuratus (purple sea urchin)
Lineage: Eukaryota; Metazoa; Echinodermata; Echinoidea; Camarodonta; Strongylocentrotidae
Gene: dbr1
Product: lariat debranching enzyme A
Exons: 10
Coding region: 100-2040 (646 amino acids)
Biological process (GO): mRNA splicing, via spliceosome
Cellular component (GO): nucleus
Molecular function (GO): RNA lariat debranching enzyme activity
Source: RefSeq, a predicted model, not a curated record